This is a messenger RNA of Sorex araneus (European shrew), 12342 nucleotides long. RefSeq names its product tet methylcytosine dioxygenase 3 (gene TET3). Gene Ontology annotation, molecular function: DNA 5-methylcytosine dioxygenase activity; DNA binding; zinc ion binding. The record is from RefSeq and is a predicted model, not a curated record. Gene Ontology annotation, biological process: oxidative demethylation; positive regulation of transcription by RNA polymerase II. NCBI's taxonomy places the organism in Eukaryota, Metazoa, Chordata, Mammalia, Eulipotyphla, Soricidae. The coding region runs from base 626 to 6037 and encodes 1803 amino acids. The transcript is spliced from 12 exons. Gene Ontology annotation, cellular component: nucleus.
CAGGGCGGGGGUAUCGGAUUAGUCUUUGUUUUCGACGCGAAAGAGCCGAGCGCGGCGCUGGGGAGGCUGGCGAUGGCAGGGCCCUGGGGUGUGCCUGGGCCGGGCGCUCGGCCGUGACCCGGGUCUCCGCCAGCCCGUGGCCUCUGCCCCCUCCCCGCUGGGGCCCCCUUCUCUGCGGGCCAGGCUGACUCGGCAGUGCUGUCUUCUCCACGUCCUCACCCCCCCAGGAGAGACACUCUGGGGGCUGCCCUGCCCAGCCCUGCCUGCCCCCAACCCACCUGCUCACCUCAUGCCUGGGUCCGGGGUAGGUGAGGGUGAAGAGCUCACCCAGCCAAGAUGAUCCCUUCUCUGGGCACUAUUGGUGCUGUCCUGCCCCCGAGCCCGGGCCCCUGCAGGUUCCAGAGUGGCCUCCUACUCAGCCCCAUCAGACUGCUGCAGAGGAGGUGAAGAGGGGACUGACCAGUGGCACCCGCUGGAGCAGGAAGAGACUCGCCCGUACGCCCUGUAGACUGCUGAUUGUUUUAGGAGAGAAGGACCUGUUGGUGGCCUUGGCGGGGCAGGCAGGUGGGCAGCGGGACUGUGGCUCUGCCCAGGCACCUAUGCGCCCGGCCGCGGCGGCUGCAUCAUGAGUCAGUUCCAGGUGCCUCUGGCCGUCCAGCCAGACCUGCCUGGUCUUUACGACUUCCCCCAGGGCCAGGUGAUGGUAGGGGACUUCCAGGGACCAGGACUCCCAAUGACUGGAAGUGAGCCCCAGCUCCGAGGGGGUGGAGAUGGGCGAAAGAAGCGGAAACGGUGUGGCACUUGUGAGCCCUGCCGGCGGCUGGAGAACUGCGGGGCUUGCACCAGCUGCACCAACCGCCGCACGCACCAGAUCUGCAAGCUGCGCAAGUGUGAGGUGCUCAAGAAGAAAGUGGGUCUGCUCCCGGAGGUGGAAAUAAAGGCUGCUGAAGGAGCCGGGCCGUGGGGACAAGGGGCAGCCGCUGUCAAGACAGGUGCAGAGCUCAGCCCGGUCGAUGGACCUGCUCCAGGUCAGAUGGACUCAGGGCCAGUGUACCAUGGGGACUCGCUGCAGCUAAGCGCCUCCGGGGCGCCCGUCAAUGGUGCUAGAGAACCUGCCGGAGCCAGUCUCCUGGGCGCCGGGGGUCCUUGGCGAGUAGACCAGAAGCCCAGCUGGGACGCUGCCCCGGGCCCAGCUCACAGUGCUCGCCUGGAAGAUGCCCACGACCUGGUGGCCUUCUCGGCCGUGGCCGAAGCGGUGUCCUCGUACGGGGCCCUUAGCACCCGGCUCUAUGAAACCUUCAACCGUGAGAUGAGUCGCGAGGCCGGGAACGGCGGCGGCGGCGGCGGCGGCGGCAGGAGCUGCUCCGCCGGCAGCGAAGACCUGGACACGCUGCAGACGGCGCUGGCCCUGGCGCGCCACGGCAUGAAACCUCCCAACUGCAACUGCGAUGGCCCGGAGUGUCCCGACUACCUCGAGUGGCUGGAGGGGAAAAUCAAGUCCGUGGUCGUGGAGGGGGGUCAGGAGCGGCCCAGGCUCCCGGCGCCGCUCCCUCCCGCGGAGGCUGGCCUCCCGGCCCCCAGCCCCCGGCCCCUGCUCGGCGCCGCCGACACCCCCCAGGCCCCUCCCCCAGAGGGGCUGCCCCUGUCCCAGAGCGCCCUGAGCAUCGCCAAGGAGAAGAACAUCAGCCUGCAGACCGCCAUCGCCAUCGAGGCCCUCACCCAGCUCUCCUCGGCCCUGCCCCAGCCGUCUCACUCCACCUCCCAGGCCCCGGGCCCCCUGCCCGAGGCCCUGUCCCCUCCCGCCGCCCCUUUCCGCUCGCCCCAGUCCUACCUCCGGGCUCCCUCGUCGUGGCCAGUGGUCCCCGCCGAAGAGCACCCGCCCUUCGCGCCCGAGAGCCCCGCUUUCCCGCCAGCACCCCCGAGGACGGAGUUCUCUGACUCUUGGGGCACCGACACCCCACCAGCAACCCCCCGCAACUCGUGGCCCGCGCUCCGCCCGAGCCCCGACCCCAUGGCCGAGCUGGAGCAGUUGCUGGGCAGCGCCAGCGAUUACAUCCAGUCAGUAUUCAAGCGGCCUGAGGCCCUGCCCUCCAAGCCCAAGGUCAAGGUGGAGGCUCCCUCUUCCUCCCCGGCCCCCCCGGCCCCGGCCCCCUCCCCCGUCCCGCCGCCACGGGAGGCCCCCCCGGGCGGCCCGGAGCCCAGCGCCCACCAGAAGGCCCAGACGGCGCUGCAGCAGCACCUGCACCAUAAGCGCAGCCUCUUCCUGGAGCAGGCCCAGGACCCCUCCUUCCCGCCCCCGGCGCCCGCAGAGACCCCCGCGCCCGCCCCCGGCUGGUGGGCACCCCCCAGCUCCCCUGCCCCUCGGCCUCCAGACAGACCCCCCAAGGAGAAGAAGAAGAAGCCCUUGGCCCCGGCCGGGGGUCCCGUGGGCGCCACCGAGAAGGCGACCCCGGGGCUCAAGCCCAGUGUGCGGAAGCCGGUGCAGAUCAAGAAGUCGCGGGGUCGCGAGGCCCAGCCCCUCUUCCUGCCCGUGCGGCAGAUCGUCCUGGAGGGGCUGCGGCCCCCUGUCCCUGACGAUGCUCAGGCGCCUCUGCCUGCCCCCCUCCCCGCCUCCCAGGGCCCGUCUGUCCCCCUGCCCCCAGAACCUUCUCUUGCGCUAUUUGCACCUAGUCCCUCCGGGGACAGCCUGCUGCCCCCUACUCAGGAAAUGAGGUCCCCCAGCCCCAUGGCCGCCCUGCAGUCAGGAUCCGCCGGCCCCCUCCCCCCCGCCGACGACAAGCUGGAGGAGCUCAUCCGGCAGUUUGAGGCCGAAUUUGGGGAUAGCUUUGGGCUUCCCGGCCCCCCGUCUGUGCCCGUUCAGGACCCCGAGAGCCCGUUUGCUACCCGCUCCCCUAAGCAAAUCAAGAUAGAGUCCUCGGGGGCCGUGACUGUGCUGUCCACGACUUGCUUCCAUUCCGAGGAGGGCGGCCAGGAGGCCACCCCCACCAAGGCCGAGAACCCGCUCACGCCCACACUCAGCGGCUUCCUGGAGUCACCUCUGAAGUACCUGGACACGCCCACCAAGAGUCUGCUGGACACGCCGGCCAAGAGGGCGCAGGCUGAGUUCCCCACCUGUGACUGCGUCGAACAAAUAGUGGAAAAAGAUGAAGGCCCCUAUUAUACUCACCUGGGAUCUGGCCCCACAGUUGCCUCCAUCCGGGAACUCAUGGAAGAGCGGUAUGGCGAGAAGGGAAAAGCCAUCCGGAUCGAGAAGGUCAUCUACACCGGGAAGGAGGGGAAGAGCUCUCGGGGCUGCCCCAUUGCAAAGUGGGUGAUUCGCAGGCACACGCUGGAGGAGAAGCUGCUCUGCCUGGUGCGGCACCGGGCGGGCCACCACUGCCAGAACGCUGUCAUCGUCAUCCUCAUCCUGGCCUGGGAGGGCAUCCCCCGCAGCCUCGGGGACACCCUCUACCAGGAGCUCACCGACACUCUCCGGAAGUAUGGGAACCCCACCAGCAGGAGAUGCGGCCUCAACGAUGACCGGACCUGCGCUUGCCAAGGCAAAGACCCCAACACCUGCGGUGCCUCCUUCUCCUUCGGCUGCUCCUGGAGCAUGUACUUCAACGGCUGCAAAUACGCUCGAAGCAAGACCCCCCGCAAGUUCCGCCUCACAGGGGACAACCCCAAAGAGGAAGAAGUGCUCCGGAAGAGUUUCCAGGACCUGGCCACCGAAGUCGCGCCCCUCUACAAGCGGCUGGCCCCCCAGGCCUACCAGAACCAGGUGACCAAUGAGGAAAUUGCAAUUGACUGCCGCCUGGGGCUGAAGGAAGGGAGGCCCUUCUCGGGGGUCACAGCCUGCAUGGAUUUCUGUGCCCACGCCCACAAGGACCAGCACAACCUCUACAACGGGUGCACAGUGGUCUGCACCCUGACCAAGGAAGACAAUCGCUGUGUGGGCAAGAUCCCCGAGGACGAGCAGCUGCACGUGCUCCCCCUGUACAAGAUGGCCAGCACGGAUGAGUUCGGCAGCGAGGAGAACCAGAACGCCAAGGUGGGCAGCGGGGCCAUCCAGGUGCUCACCGCCUUCCCCCGGGAGGUCCGGCGCCUGCCCGAGCCGGCCAAGUCGUGCCGCCAGCGGCAGCUGGAAGCCAGAAAGGCAGCGGCCGAGAAGAAGAAGAUUCAGAAGGAGAAGCUGAGCACUCCCGAGAAGAUCAAGCAGGAGGCCCUGGAGCUGGCCAGCGUCCCUACUGACCCCGGCCUGGCUCUCAAGGGCGGAUUGUCCCAGCAAAGCUUGAAGCCCGCCCUCAAGGUGGAGCCACAAAACCACUUCAGCUCCUUCAAGUACAACGGCAACGCGGUGGUGGAGAGCUACUCGGUGCUGGGCAGCUGCCGGCCCUCCGACCCCUACAGCAUGAACAGCGUGUACUCCUAUCACUCCUACUAUGCACAGCCCGGCCUGCCCGUCAACGGCUUCCACUCCAAGUACGCGCUUCCGUCCUUCGGCUACUACGGCUUCCCCUCCAGCAACCCCGUGUUCCCGUCUCAGUUCCUGGGGCCCGGGGCCUGGGGCCACGGGGGCAGCGGUGGCAGUUUCGAGAAGAAGCCAGACCUCCACGCUCUGCACAACAGCCUGAGCCCGGCCUACGGUGGUGCUGAGUUUGCCGAGCUGCCGGGCCAGGCCGUUUCCGCGGACACCCACCCCCCGACUCCUCACCACCAGCAGCCUGCGUAUCCAGGCCCCAAGGAGUACCUGCUUCCCAAGGUCCCCCAGAUCCACCCAGCGUCCCGAGACCCCUCGCCCUUUGCUCAGAGUUCCAACUGCUACAACAGAUCCAUCAAGCAAGAGCCCGUGGACCCCGUGGUCCCGGCCGAACCCUCGCCCAGAGACACGGCUAAGAUGGGCAAGACGCCUUUGCCCGAGGCAUCCCAGAACGGGGGACCCAAUCACCUGUGGGGACAGUACUCAGGAGGACCAAGCCUGUCCCCGAAAAGGACUAACAGUGUGGGUGGCAGCUGGGGGGUCUUCCCGCCCGGGGAGAGCGCGGCUCUUGUCCCGGAGAAGCUCGGGUCUUUUGGGCCCAGCUGCCUGACCCCCUCCCACUUCCCCGAUGGCCAGUGGGGGCUCUUCCCCGGCGAGGGCCAGCAGCCACCCCCCCAGCCCGGAGGGCGGCUCCGCGGCAAAGCGUGGAGCCCUUGCAAGUUUGGCAACGGCACCUCGGCCUUGGCGGGGCCCAGCCUGACGGAGAAGCCAUGGGGGGUGGGAGCAGGGGACUUCAACUCUGCCCUGAAAGGUGGUCCCGGCUUCCAGGACAAGCUGUGGAGCCCCCUGAAAGGCGAGGAGGGGAGGAUUCCAACGCCGGGGGCGGGCCAGCUGGACAAGGCCUGGCAGUCCUUCGGCAUGCCCCUGGGCUCCGGCGACAAGCUGUUCGGGGCCCUCAAGUCCGAGGAGAAGCUGUGGGACCCCUUCAGCCUGGAGGAGGGCGCGGCCGAGGAGCCCCCCUCCGCCAAGGGGGUGGUGGUGAAGGAGGAGAAGGACGCGGGGGCCGUCGGGGCGGCGGCGGCGGAGGAUGAGGAGGAGGAGCUGUGGUCCGACAGCGAGCACAACUUCCUGGACGAGAACAUCGGCGGCGUGGCCGUGGCGCCGGCGCACGGCUCCAUCCUCAUCGAGUGCGCCCGGCGGGAGCUGCACGCCACCACGCCCCUCAAGAAGCCCAACCGCUGCCACCCCACCCGCAUCUCGCUGGUCUUCUACCAACACAAGAACCUCAACCAGCCCAACCACGGGCUGGCGCUCUGGGAGGCCAAGAUGAAGCAGCUGGCGGAGCGGGCGCGGGCCCGGCAGGAGGAGGCGGCCCGCCUGGGCCUGGGCCAGCAGGAGGCCAAGCUCUACGGCAAGAAGCGCAAGUGGGGCGGCGCCGUGGUGGCCGAGCCCCAGCAGAAGGAGAAGAAGGGGGCGGUGCCCACGCGGCAGGCGCUGGCCGUGCCCACGGACUCGGCCGUCACCGUGUCCUCCUACGCCUACACGAAGGUCACCGGCCCCUACAGCCGCUGGAUCUAGGUGCCUGGGGAGCCCGCCGUACCUCAGUGUCGGGCCCGGCCCGAGCUGCUCUGUGGUGCUUUUGCCCUCACACCUGGGGGCGGGUUGAGGGUGCAGAAGUCUCUUCAUCUAUAUCUACAUAUAUAGAUAAGCAUAUAUAUGUAUUUAUGGUCCGAACCUCAGAACUGACCCGCCCUCCCCCCUUCCCCCCAAGACCCCACCCCCUUUUUCUCCCCCCCAUUCCCCCCCCAGCACUUUGAAGAAGAAACUACGGCUGUCGGGUGAUUUUUUCUUGUGAUCUUAAUAUUUAUAUCUCCACAUUGGGGCCCUCGCCCCACCUCCUUCCUUGUUCUUGGGGAAGGUGGGGCGGGGGCCGGGGAGGGAGAGGAUUUUAUUUUCUCUUGUUUUUAAAAACUCUAUCCUUGUAUAUCACAAUAAUGGAAAGAAAGUUUAUAGUGUCCUUUCACAAAGGAGUAGUUUUAAAUUCCAUUUAAAAUGUGUAUUUAUUGGGGGUUUUAUUUUUGUUUUUGUUUCUUAAGCGACAAUAGUAAUGGUGAAGGACCGGCGGGAAGGGCUGGGGGGGGGGUGUCCGGUCCCGCCCCGUCGUGCCGGGCCCUUCCGAGCUGGCCUGCUUGGGAGCUGACGAGGUUUUUCACAGCCGUCCGCCGCCGUCCGUCGUCUGUCCCUCGUGGGCACGUUGUAAGCGUCCGGUUAGUCCCUCCUCGCUGACCCGCCUUCCCUUCAGGGAGGGGAGCCCUCAGGACAGCCUGUGCCCUCUCCGGGAUGGGAGCACCUGUCCGAGGACAUCUCGGGGUCCCUUUCUUGGCCAGCGCUGGCUUGGAGUCAGGGAGGGGGGACGGGGCAGGUGCGCCCCACGCCGGAGAUGCCAGUGUCGAUGUCCCCAGAAACCAGGUUGGAAGUAGACAGCUUUGAGCUUGCUAGUCUCCACACUGAAUCCUCUCUAUCCGUUAUUUAUCAAGUCACACGAUGUCACAGUUCCCCCAGGCCACGCGCCUCCUGAGGGACCGGGAGGGGGAGGGGCUCUGUCAGAGCCGCUUCCACCGAGUUGACAAAGCCAAUGAAUACUGGGCUGAAGGAAUUUUGUCUGAGUGACAGUUUUUUUGUUUUUUUUGUUCUUUUGAAAAUGCCCCAAAGUCUAUGCUGAUACCGGAAAAAAAAAAAAAAAGGGCUACUGUAACUUUAAAAAGAAGUUGAACCCAAGCUGUGAAAAGCCAGCCGGUGGCGUGGCUGUGGCUGUGUGUGGCGGUGGCUGUGUGCGGCAGCCCUGGCGCUGUGCAGAGCCUGGUGCUGUAGUUGAGUAUCGUGCUGGGACUUCUCUGACUCCGGGCAGGCGGCCCCUGCAGGAGCUCAGCACAACCGAGUAACAGCAGUGAACGCAUCUCUCCUUAUUCCUGGAUUUCCACAGUGGACAAUGGUGCAUGCCUCACGCCCGGGCCCACCCCCCCCACCACCACCAUAUCCUUCCUGGGGGGUGUGGGCCCCCACGUAACAAUUUUAAGAUGCAAGCGUCAUUUUCAGCAGGUAGCUAUGAUUUCCACCCCGCCCCCCUUAACUGGUGCCAUUUCUCUAUUUGAUCAUCUUCUCCUUUCCUUCCUCCCCGCUCCACCCCCCUUAAACACACCUGUUUUACCAAUUCUGGUGCAUUCGUUCAGUUCUUCGAAAAUAGAAUGUGGUGCUUCAUUUUUUUGCGACGUUGUUGAGAGAGAGGUUGGGCCCAUACAGGUGGAAGCGACGUUCGUCGGCAGCAAAAGUCCUACUUCUUAGAGUGUUCCCCUCCCCUCCCCCCCCCACCGUGGUGUUAGCAGAAAGUCUUACUGAGCUACUCUACCCAUGUGGAUGUGUGUGGUGAAUUGGGAGGCUGUUCUUCAAGGGUGCGCGGGGGCAUGUGGCCACAGCGGGGAAGGACAGCCAAGCCCCGAGGUGAACAUCGGAUAUUUAUUGAGCAGUUGUGUUCAGAGGUGGGUCUUCGUGAAACGAGUUUUAACAAUCAGAUGAUGAUGCUAAAGGCAAGUUCCUGAGCUUCCAGGUGCCUUGUGUAAGAGCUGAGAACUGACGCGCUUGGUGUUUACUGUGACUCUUCCAGAGGCACUGGCGGUGAAUUGCUGUAAGAUGUCCUGAGCAUUUAUGUGGUCUGGUUUUAACUGUAAAUAGUGAAAGAUUUUUUUAAGCACUUUUGCCUAGAUUUAAACAGCAACUUGAAAAAAAAAAAAAGUAUGUUUUAACAUGUAAUUGUGGGAGAAAUUGUAAAUAGUAGCUGAAUAUUUAACGUGCUUUGUCUAUCCUUCACUUUUACCAUAUUCUGUAAAGUUGCAUUUAUUUUACAGGACAAAAAAAAUGAAAUAUUAUUGCUUUUGAAAUAAAUACCCAAGAGCUUAUCAGGAUUUAGAAUUAUUCAGAACUCAGAUUUAUAGGAUAACCUCUGACCUUCAGUGUGACAAGCUAAAGGAAGCAGAGACUUUAAUGAGCAUGCAAAUUUUCUAGUUUUGAGGGAAAGUUGGGUCCUUUAAAUGCUAUUUUGCUUAUCGCAUCAGUACUUUUAUGCAGGUCUCAUUUGACUCCGUGCUUAGGUAGAUGCGGGGGUGCCUUGAAAACUUCAUUUUAAAUGAUCUUAAGCAAGAAAUACAAUAUUUUGCAAAACAUUUGGAGAAUGUGACGUCUGUCUGGCCCGUGAAAGCCCCAGGUUGGCUGUUGGUUUGGAAGGUCCCGAGUGUAACCCAGGUGAUUCUGAGAGCUGGCACGUGUGAAUUUUGUGACUGUGUCCAAUAGACCCUCCCCCCACUUGUCACCCUUUGGUAGAAAAAAGCCAUUAGAUAAUAACAGGAGAAACCAGUACACGCUAAAAGCAUGUGAUGUCUGUCCACCCCUCCCCCCCAGCUCACACGGCCUUUGGUUCCUAAGUUCCUAGAUUAGCAAACAGGCUGCUGAGAGGUGAGUCAAGAGGCGGUCUCCAUCGGACGUUCCCCACCCCCUCCGAGUGGUGUUCCAGAAAUUAGGUGGUGCUGUUGCCACGCUGUAGCCCGUGCUGAUCUUUACACACUACACGUCUAACCUACCUCAAAUCUCAGUCAUUGAAAUUAGCAUGCUUUAGACAUAUAUUUAAAAAAAGUAACUAUGCACAGCUCUUUAUCCCCCCGCCCUUGCUGCUGAAAGGUUUCUUAAAGAGAAAAAUCAAAUUUUUAUUUUUUACCGGCACUAUCAUUUUUUUAAGUCCUAAAGAUGAUGAACAGACAUUUCUAUCAUGAGAAGAAAAAUAAUAAUAAUAAUAAUAAUAAUAAUAAUAAAAUAAAGCCAUGGCAACUAAAGAACCUUAACAGCGUGACCAAGUUUUUAAGAGUCAUAGCAACAGAAAACGGUGGAGUCUCCGUCACCUCCCGGUGUCCCUGUCCACAGACACCAUCCACGCGCAGUGCAGACCUUUGGUUCCUCUUCUGUUUUGUUGUCCCUGCCUUUCGUGCACAAGGGAAGUGCUUGCAAAGUUUUGUGCUAAGGAGUUUUUAAAAUAAAAUUAAAAAAAAAACAAAAAACGCUUUGCGGCAGGUUCUCACAAAAUAACUGGUGCUAGCUCAAGAAACCAUUAUCAGAAAUCUUGGCGGAAGGUAUUUCAUGGAUUUUGAGGUAAUUUGUGGGUGUUUGGCUUGGUUGUUUUGAUUUUUAAGCAGGGUCUUUUUUUCCCCCCACACUCCGGCUUUGUGGGUCCUGUGUGACCCCGCCGAGAUGUCGGGAAAAGGUGUCUCUCUGCGUCCCCCCCUCCUUGGUCCUUCCACCAGCCUCUUUCAGAAACAGAGCAAGUGAUGUUUAAAAUGCAAAGGCAAGGGAAGAAGUUGUGGUGCUCAGUUGCUUUGUCUCAAACAUAGAUGUGUGUGGAUGGAUGAGGAGUAGAUAACCUAAUUUUCUGGAGAGAAGUCCAGCAGCCGUGGUGGAGCUGAACCCACCACCCUACCAGGUCUCAAACCAAGGCAGUGCUGGUGGAAAAAAACGAUAUCCCUGAUGUGCCUCAACCAAUACUUCUCCUUUUGUUACUGAUGUGUGUUUUAUGGACUAGGAAGCAUUUUUAUGAAUUGAAAAUUGUCUAAAUAAAAUGGUGCUAUGGUGUUUUAAUGUGACUGUCCCUGAUCCUGUCUUGCUGAGGUGCUAUCAAUGCUCUGAAACCACAAGCAACCAAAAACAAGGUGGGCUCAGUCUCUCUUGGCUCCCCCCCCCUCCACACACACACACCCCCUUCCCCGUUUUGGUGCUGUCUCCUUUGACCUCUGUUUACCAUACUGUAACUGCUCCGGCGGUGUGCUUGAUCGUUCAUCCCUCAGAGGCCAGACCAAGAAAGGCAGCCGGUCCCCCCUUCCUGCGGGUGGGGGUCAGGCCUGCCUGCCGGGCUUGGCAGGAGCCUGGGUGCUGUGUUGGUCCUCUCAGCCCUACUAGAGAAGAAAGGACAAAGGGGCGGCGGGUGUCCUCCUGCCUCUCCGGUCCUGGUGGACUUCUCGGAGCUGAGGACACACCUUUUCCUCCUGCAGUCCAGGGUGCAAGUAGGUGUCUGAGAGUCCCAAAGGUGCUUGCUAGCCGCAGUGGAUGGAGUAGUUCUCCUUCCUCAUCUGGCGCUGGCCGGGCCCAUGGUGGACAGGGCCUCGCUGACCCUCACCGCCAGGGCCCCCGUGUUGCUUCUGUCCGCCUCUCACUGGUAACCCCUCACGUUCAACUCAGAGAAAGGAGCUUUUGCUCACUUGGUGCCACUGAGGCUGCUUUUUUGUUUUGUUUUGUUUUCGUUGGUGCUACUCUCAUUUCUCCUUGGGUCCACACGAAAGUUGAUUUUAAAACAAUGCAACAGGAAACUUCAUUUGAGUCAUCCUCAGUUCCUUUUUUUUUUUUUAAUACCUCAGGAACAGGACAUCAUGAUAAUUUCAGGAGAUACCCCCACCCCCAGGGAGUCUGAUUGAAACCCAAAGGUUGUCCAUCCAUCAGAUGAUGUAGUUGACCUUGAGGAAUCGGAGGUCGUUUGAAUUCUUCUUCAGCAGUUCAAAUGGCAGCGCGCCUACAGGAAGGGAUGUGGUUGACUCUGUCUUUCAUUUUCAAGCUUUUGCUUUUGAGUGAAGUAUAACUUUCUUUGUGCCCAUCUUGUCGAGCUUUUCCAGUCAUUGUCGCUGUCCAUUUGAAACGACUCCCUUGAAACCUAAGUUUCAUGAACCUGCAUCUGCUGGGGGACACAGCCAACUUCAACAUACCCUGGACCAAAAUGAACAUUUUUUUGAGGUGCAGACCCCAAGCAUAGGUGACACAGUCCCACACCCAUGAUGGGUGCAGGGUUGUUUUCCAUUCAAGCGGCCCCCGUCGUGCCCCCCCUCCCCAACCCCAGCCCCUUCUCUCACAGUUCCACCAACAAAACUAAAGCAAUAGGCUUCUCCCCUGAGCAGACUGGAGCACAGAAAUGCAAGGUUAAAGUUGCUUUUGCCUAAGAAUCAGUGAGUGAUUUGGCCUACUUCCUCGCUUGCUUCUCUUCUGAUAUCAGGGAUGCUUUUCGUGGUGACAUUGUUUGCCCUCUCUUCUCAUCUUCGACCACCCAUCAUUCAGGGAUAACUCAUCACUAUUCACAUGGGGAUUAAAAACAAUACUGUUCGGCUCCUUUGAACAUCCAGAAUUUCUUGAUUCCAACACUUGGUUUUUGCUUUGUUUUUGUUUUGUUUGAGGGGGGAAAGGAGGAGAAAAAAACAGGAGUGGUGUCAUUUCUUUUUCACAUAAUCUAAUUCAAAGAGACAAGGGCAGGUCAUUUGGUGGCGUAGUCAUGCAUUUAGAUUUACCCCCUGUAGCUUUCUGAUGUAUUUCAUUUCUUCUUUGAAUUCCUGUUUGGUUACUUGGCUUCCAAUGGAGGUGAACUUCACAACCAUACUUGAAUAUUCCGUCUUGACUUUGUAACUGUGGCUACUUGAAAUGAAGUUUAUCUGGGGUUGAUGGAUGAAUGGUAGAUUUUUGCAAUGUCUCAAGGCAAUAGGAUGUGUAUUAUUAAACUGUAGAUAUUCUUAGUACAGUAAAUUUAUGCCGAUAAUUUUAUUUUGUAUAAUUUUUACCUUUUUUGUUAAUAUUUUCUCUCCCACUAUAUUGAUUUGCCUCCUGAACUACCCCUCCUGACCCUCCCUUCUCCCCCGUGUUUCAGUAAAUUUAAUUUAGGGUGCCUAGAAAUUGCAAGUAUGUAUCCUUUUUUGAUUUGUAUUUUAUUAUAAUUUACACAAACAACUGGUUUGUGAACUGUAUUACUCCUGGUAUCUUUAAAAUAUUGUGGGUGUUUUAAUAAAUUUUAUAUUUAUUUUUUGCACUCAAAA